AUGCUUAACAUCUCCUGUCACAUCACCGAUCCCUCGGGUGUCACGAGGCGGUACACUGUUAAGACGGAGGAGAAUUCGUCCGUUCAACAACUCCUUGAUAGGAUUCAAAGUCGAUUCCCUCAAACGUUGACGAGAAUCCAAAGGAAUGACAGGAUAAACAAUGAGCCAGCACAUAUUUUAUUCUUCGACGAGCCCGUUGAACCCGGAGAUGAAUUCUUUUUUGGCUUCGAGCCAGAAGAGGUGAGUGUCAUUUCUUUUUGAAGUGCUUCGGUUUUAGAUCGGCGUCAGAUUGCUUCAAUCGACGUAGGGUAAGAUGACACAAAAUGAGAUUUUUACCCACUAUAAAGAUGUAUUUUAGACCCAAUGCCUUCAGAAGGCGUCCCCCACAACUUCAACCCCACCUCCACAACCAACUGCGAACGAAAGUUCUUUCCGUGAAAAGUUGUCACCAGUAAUUAACAUGCCGAUUCUUCUGGAAGAGCCGAUCUCAAACAGUACUCAGCCUAUUUACAUGACGUCAUCGUUCCCAGAGUCCUCAACAUUGACGCCACCAUCUCAAACAUCAGCGGCAAUUGUACCAAUUGCGCCGUUCCAGGCAGAGCAGUAUUCAGAAACCCCGACCCAUCUGACUUCCUCGUUGGCUACGAUGACGGUGGAGAAGGUUCUGCAAGGUUGUCGGAAGGCCGAAGUGAUCUAUGAGAAGUUGAAGCGGGCCGAGUCCAUUCUUCCUGCAGAAAGACAACUUUUGGUGCGGACUGCGGGCAGAUGGCUUAUGGAUUGUUGCGCAACGUGAGUUCAAAAGCUAAAAUAUAUUUUGAAUGACAUUGAAGGAGCACUCCCAAAUCUCAAUUUUAGACGAAUGAAACCCACCUCUGCAGAACGCGCCUUCUUCGCAAGAGAAUUUUUUGGCAAACUCCCCAACUUCCAAUAUGAAAUUGUAAGUACAGUAAUCCAGUGGGGAUGGAAAUGGUUUUAGAAGGACUUCCACAACAGUCAGAGCCGCGGCUUCCUUGAUGUUUUUAUCUACAACGAAAGGGAUCGGAAGAGUCGAGCGGGCGAAUUGAAUCGCCCCUUUAUUCCGUCGGAUGCGCUGGUUAAGAGCUUGAAAAGGAAAUUCAGCAAGGUCAGCGAUGGCCAAGGAAAUAAAAUCGAGGAUCUUGGCAUGUAAGUCACAUAUUUUAUAUGAAAGUGUCAUAAGUCUGGUCAUGAUUAAAAUUGGAGACUUAAAAGUUCUUUUACAACCAAUAGAAUCUUCUCUUAUCAGUAAUGAAAUUAAGAAAUACUGUCUUAUCAAAGGUAAAAGUCCAUUUUUUUGUUUGCUCUGAAAAAGUAUGGAACAGUGAUAAGAGACUGAUUAUUACAGUCGUAAACGGGUCUGUAAAAAAUGGGUUUGCGAGAAAACUGUAGUCUUAUCAGUUCUCUUAUCAAUAAAAGAAAAGAUUAUUGAUUUUGAAAUCAUUGGGUUACUGUAACUUUUCAUUUUAGUGGUCCAUUUCCGACUGAACUUACUGUGCCCACUGAUACGAUCACUUCCUUGUCGUAUUUGGAGGAGGAUCCGGCGGCUGUAAGUUUGAUUUCCAGAAUUUUUAAAGUGACUUUUAAUACUUUAUGUUUAACGUAUCUUUUUCAGUUCGAGCUCCGAUUUGCCGAAGUAAUAAUCCGAGAUUUCCCUAAUCAAGUGGCCGAGAGAUUGGCGGAGCGAUGGGAAUUCGAGAUUGCUCCGAAAAUUGUGAAAUAUGUGAAGAAGGUGAAUUUCGAAUUCUACAAUAAGGCCUCAGAAGGAAUCGCUGACAAGGAGGGACAACAUGGAUUAAUUGCCCUCAAAUUGAUUCCAUUUUUGGUGAGGAGAGUCUACAAAGACCACAGUAAACUCAGUUACAUCAUCGUCUGUUUGAAGGUGAGAGAUUAUUUUUUUGAGUGGAAUUUCCAUUACUUUUGAGAGGAAAUGUUCUCGAAUUUUUUUGAUUCUUUAAAAAAACAUUUUAAUGAUGUUUUAGGAACUAGACGAUGCUGUAAUGCUAAAUUCAAUGAGAGAAAGGCACGAUGCCGGCCCAGUCAUCUUCACAGACAACAAUCAAUACCGAAUAGUUGUCAUGGAUAAGAUGAUUAGAUGUGAACAGUCGGCCGCAUUGGCUUUGGAAAAGCUUCUCAAGGCUUAUUAUGUCUACUCGUUGCCCCUGAGUUCGAUGAGGAAAACAUUGUUCUUAUUUAUCUUAACCUUUUUCCAAAUCUCACCCAAAGCAACGAGUGCCUUCAAGGAGACCGUCAAGUGUAUUAUGACCACUUCAUAG
Bursaphelenchus xylophilus (pine wood nematode) is the source of this 2291-nucleotide messenger RNA. The record is from the annotation of a GenBank genome assembly. NCBI's taxonomy places the organism in Eukaryota, Metazoa, Nematoda, Chromadorea, Rhabditida, Aphelenchoididae.